Pimephales promelas (fathead minnow) is the source of this 4141-nucleotide messenger RNA. It is a transcript of the gene g3bp2a, whose product is annotated as G3BP stress granule assembly factor 2a. Lineage: Eukaryota; Metazoa; Chordata; Actinopteri; Cypriniformes; Leuciscidae. Gene Ontology annotation, cellular component: cytosol; ribonucleoprotein complex. Gene Ontology annotation, molecular function: mRNA binding. The record is from RefSeq and is a predicted model, not a curated record.
AUCUUCGAUGAAAUGGGUCAGUAAAGUCUUAUGAUGAGUUCGUAAAACCCUGUUCUCAUAUAGCCAUCUAAGGCUAUUUAUUUAAAGACAAAUCGUGUCGAUUAUAGCGUUGUUGACACAGGAGUCGGAGGAAUGCGUUGUUGGAGCGUCAUAAUUGUGCUGUCGAGUGUAAGAAGCUGAUUGGCUGUUGCCAGUGUGACGGGGGUUCUUGUUCCAGAUCGCAGGGGUUAGACAAUAAGGAUCCAAACAGCAGCAUUUCCAUUAAUAUCACAGCAUAUAUGGAAUUUUUCUCUCAGUGAUUUCAAGCAGCUGGCGCUGACAUACACACACAACUGUUAUAAUUAUAUGAAACGACUUAAUAAUUAUUCUUAAUUAUAUAAUCACGUAGAUAAAUCAAAUAAAUCCCAGAAAAGAUUCUGACUUUUUUAGCAAAGAAAUGGUGAUGGAGAAGCCCAGUCCCCUGCUGGUAGGGCGGGAGUUUGUGAGACAGUAUUACACACUUCUCAAUAAAGCACCAGACUUUCUGCACAGAUUUUAUGGACGAAACUCAUCCUAUGUCCAUGGUGGACUGGAUUUGAAUGGAAAGCUUUCAGAGGCAGUCUAUGGGCAAGCUGAGAUCCAUAAGAAGGUAAUGUCCUUGCAAUUCAGUGAGUGCCACACAAAAAUCCGGCAUGUGGAUGCCCAUGCCACUCUGAGUGAUGGUGUGGUUGUCCAGGUCAUGGGAGAACUUUCCAAUAAUGGACAGCCCAUGAGGAAGUUCCUACAGACAUUUGUGCUGGCUCCAGAGGGUUCUGUGGCAAACAAGUUUUAUGUUCACAACGAUAUCUUCCGAUAUGAAGAUGAGGUCUUUGGGGACUCUGAGGCUGAGCUUGAUGAAGAAUCAGAAGAAGAGAACGAUGAGCCAGAAGACAGGCAGCCAUCACCUGAACCCAUCCAGGACAGCCCCAGUAAUGCAAACUGCUAUGAACCCCAUCCUGUGAGCUGUAACAAUGGUGUGGAAGAAGCUCAUGAGGAAGCAGCUAUGGAACUAGAUUCUGAACUUGCCCCAGAACCCAAGAUUGAGGAGCCAAAGCUCAAGGCAGAAGAGAAGGUUUUAGAGGAGUUUGAGGAGAAGGCACCGUCUCCUGGUCCUAUGGAAUCACCACCUCACAUACAAGAACCACCUAAAACUUCUUCUUGGGCCUCUGUGACCAGCAAAAAUCUGCCUCUCUGUGGGACUGUUCCAUCCUCUGGAGGUCAACCACAUGUUGUUAAAGCACCGAACUCCCAGCCCAGAGUUGAGACCAAGCCAGAGGUGUCGUCAGCUACAAUCCGUCCACGUGACCAGCGUAUCCGUGACAGACCUUCAGUAACCUCAAGAGCGCCUAGAUCUGAUGGCAUCUCAUCUUCCGAAUCUCAAACUGGGAAACCACAUUUCAGCUUUGUAAAUAAAGGAAGGGGCGAAGAGUCGAGUGAAAUGGACACCAGAAGGGUUGUCCGGUAUCCAGACAGUCAUCAGCUGUUUGUUGGAAAUCUCCCUCAUGACAUUGAUGAGAUUGAACUCAAAGACUUCUUCAUGACUUUUGGAAAUGUUGUUGAGUUACGAAUCAACACCAAAGGCACUGGAGGAAAGAUUCCCAACUUUGGCUUUGUUGUCUUUGAUGAUUCUGAGCCGGUGCAAAGAAUUUUAGGAGUCAAGCCAAUCAUGUUCCGUGGCGAGGUACGCCUGAACGUGGAGGAGAAAAAGACGAGGGCAAUGCGUGAGAGGGAAACCCGUGGUGGAGGUGGAGAAGAUCGUCGGGAAGCAAGACGUAGUGAUCGUGGUCCAGGAGGUCCGCGUGGCAUUGCCGGAAGCAGCAUGAUGCGAGACCGUGAUGGCAGAGGCCCACCUUCACGGGUCGCCACCGUACCUAAACAAGGCAUAGCCUCUGGGAGAGGCACGGCUUCAAGUGAGGGCCGGUUUGCUCCUCAGAGGCGUUGAGAGGAGCUCCCCUUGUAGUUCGGAUGUAGUACGAUGUUCAUUAUUAUGAUAUUGAGAAGUCUAUGUUAAAACAUAUACAGUACAUACUUUUUAUUUCCUUACUCCUUAUGUUGUACACUUGGAUUUUUGCCUUCGGAAUGUCAGCUGUUUCAUGUGAAACAGAUCAACAACUUGAACAACCUAAUGACUCCAAACACUCGAGUCACUUUAAAUUGGAAUUGUGCUGCAAAUCCUCUGGUUUGUCAUUUAUCAAUCGGUAAAAAUUACAAACUUGAUGGGGAAACAAGUCAGGUGUAUUCAGUGCCGUUAGAAUUUCUUUGACAUUUCAUACUAAUGACCCUCCAGUUGCUAUUGGUGUAAAAUAUGCAGAUUGAAAGAAUUCUUCUUUUUUUUAUAUUUUAAUACAUAUUAUUUAGGAAAUUACACAAAUCAGCUCAUUAAUAAGCCAGGUAAAGGCUACAUGAAGGCACUUAGAAACAGUAUUUCAUUUAAUUGUAUUGAUCUGUCAAAAAAGAAGAAAAAGAAAGGCUUUAAUUAUGUGUUCUGAAAGACAGUGAGAGUGCAGACAAGACGGUGUCCUCUCUCCUAUUCUGUUUGUGUUGGUCUUUUGUAUGUAGAUGUUUGACAGCAUUUUAUGUUCUGUUUCUGCCUGAGUAAGUGAAUGGAGCAGCAACAGAAGAAAUUGUUAAGCGUAAAGGUACCAAGCUUUUGUGUAAAGGUGUUUUGGAUUUAUGCUGAAUGUUUUUCUUAAGGCAGAGGCACUUUAUCAAAUUUCAUUUUUAUUUUAUUUUUUCGCCCAGUUUUCAUAACUUUAAUCUCAUUUUGUGACAUGAGUUUCAGUUUACAUCCUAGGCAUUGUUCUUCUUUUUUUUAAUUAAAACAUGACAGAUUUAUACAGGGUACCGGGAAACAUGGCUGGUGUAUUUCUCACUUUCCCAAACUGACUAGUUUUGCAUACAUUUUUUUUAUUGAAAUUAUUAUAACGAAUAACAUUUUAAAUAUCACUGAUUAGAAAAACUGUCAAAAUGCUUAUUGUAAAUCUUUUUUUUUUUUUCAGACACAUACAGACUUCAUUUUCUGAACAUUUUGUAAAAAACAAAACAAAAAAACAAAUCCUUCAAUUUAGUAGUUUAGGCCUUCUGAUGUGAAGGCAUUUUCUUCUCUGUGUGUGUGUUUUUAUAUAUAUAUAUAUAUAUAUAUAUAUAUAAACACAAAACACACACACACAUAUAUGAUUGAUAUCCACACCCAUUUUCGCCUUGGUCUUAAUGAGGAACAUGUGAAUGCCGUUCUUCAUGAAGGAACCAUAAGUACAGUAGGCACUGAUUUCAUUUUGCAGUGUUAGUCUAAAAUUUGCACUGAUUUUGUAAGUACAGUUUGAUGUAGCGCUAUUUUUGAUGUUUAAUGUCUUCCGUGUCAGGUAGAUUGCACUAUUUGCAGUAUUUCUAGGACAAUCCUCAUCAGGGACAUUGCAUUUCUAUUUUUUAUUUGUUCAUUUUUUGGGAGACACCUUGUUCUCUAUUAAAAGACAUUUUGGUUGCAGAUGCAUUUACUUCUAGAAGAUUUUGGAAGAAAGUAUACCAAUAUGUCCUGCCUAUAGAGCCUUCUUUCCCCAUCCACUCUACCUAAUUCUUAUGUGUUUGGAGUUUGGGACCUGGAACGUUUUAAUUACUGUGUAAAUAAAUGCCAUAAUGGCCUUUCUAUUUAGACUUCAAGCACUUCAAUCAGCCAAGUACUUCAAAUUUUUGGAUCACAAGAGAGAAAAAGAGGACAUUACACCACAGGGCUUGGUCAAAUAACUGUGCUUUUCAACCCAAAAAAUAUGCAUCAGAAUUUAAUUUGUUUUAUUUGUUCAUAUCAUUUAAUCAUUUUUUAACCCUCUAAUCCUAAUGCGAAAUAAUUUCUUUGGUUUUCUUGCAGUUAUUGUGACAUUUAUAGAUGCUCUAUUUAUAGAUGUAGUUUAUUUUGGUGGAACAUGAACAUGGUUUUGUGUUAGCAGGUGGUUACCAAAUCCUUUUCUUUGGACUGCAUAUUUGUAUGAGUAAAAUAUGUUGCAACUGAGUGUUUAUUUUUACUUGGAUUUUCUUUUUUUUUUCUCUUUUUGUAUUUUUAAUUCACUUUCAUUAGAUUUCAGUGUGUUAAACAUGACAUACAAUAAACAGAAAUCUGUCUCGUGCAAAA